UCGGCUCUACCGCCGCAUUCUCGAGCGUUCGUCUCUUCGUACGACAGCCAGACGGACGAGCGCACGUCUCGUCGUCGCGCCCGAUAUCCGCGUUUGUAAUUUCGCGUCUCUCCGUGGGAGGAAAGAAGGAAGGAAGGAAGGAGGGUGAAGGGUGAUCGAAGGGAGAGAAAAAGAAAAUAUUACGCGAGAACGCGGUGUGUAAAGCUUGGAUUCCUUUCCCGGGGGUUUUUCGUGCGAGACAAGUGCGGGAGUAACACGGAGCGUCCCGGAGCCUCGUUUUCGGAGCGGAGUGACGCCGCUCCGCGCGCGGAUUCCCGCCAUCGCUCGUCGUUGUUUUGUCGGCGCCAUCGCGGAUCCAUCGUGAGCUCUCUCUCUCUCUUUCUCUCUCUUUCUCGUUCGUCUACGCGAUAGGCGCGGCGAGAGGUUGAGUUGAGUGAGGUGAGGAGCGGCGGGGCGUCGUUCGGGCGUCGCUACGUCGCGUCGUUUUCGCUUCCUCUAGCGGCUCAUGUGCUCGCGAGCCGCGGCGACGGAGUGCUGCGCGCGAGACCGGCGGUGCAGGUUGACGUUAUUGUCGUCGUCGUCAUCGUCGACGUUAUUUCGAGCGGCGGUAACUAACUUCUUCGCGGACGAGUGGUGCGGUCGGAAAUCUCGUCGGGUCUCGUUUCGCGCGGAGUGAGAGAGAAAAGAGAUAUAUAGGUGGUAGACAAAGCGGGACGAUUUGGACGCGCGCGGAGAUAACGCGACGAUAGAUAAGAGAGAGAUAUAUAUAUAUAGGUAUACGUGUGCUGUGUGUGCGUGCGUGCGCGCGCGCGCGCGUGAGACAAACAGUGGAUGUGAUAAGUAGUGAUAAGUCAACGAGUCACAGUGGACGCUUGAAUCAUUCGUCCCCCACCCCCCUACCCCCCACGCGUCCUCGUGCCGCGUCAUUUAUCGUUCUCGAGUCCCCCGCGCGCCGACACCACGUUCCUCCUCGCCGGCAGCAAGAUGAUGGGCAAACGGACGCAGUGCUAUCUGUGCGACCUGCCCAGGAUGCCGUGGGCGAUGAUAAUGGACUUCUCGGAGCCGGUGUGCCGCGGUUGCGUCAACUACGAGGGCGCCGACCGUAUCGACCUCGUCCUCGAGUCGGCCAAGCAGCUGAAGAAGGCCCACGGCUUCCAGGACGCCCGGCCGUCCGCGUCGAAGAGCGCGGGGUACCGCACGAGCGCGGGUGGCGGUCACAACGAGCACAACGGCGGGACGAAUCUCGACGUCCUGCCGAUUCAGAACGCGCCCCAGGCCGGGCACACGCGCCACCACAACAUCGCCGCCGGGUACUCGCAGCUGCACCACCGUAACUCCAUCACCGAGUUCACGUCGGGGACGGCGGCGGCGGCGGCCGCGGCCGCCGCCCGGCAGCAGCAGGUCAGCCGUCAGCACGGCGGGGGCGGGGGCGGCGGGGGCGGAGGCGGCGGCGGCGGUGGCGGCGGCGACGACGGCCACGAGAUCGCCAACAGCAUCGCCAGGAGCAAUCCGCCCCGCCUGUCGAACGCGCACCUCGCCGCGGUCGCCGCCCACCAGAUGACCCUCCACAAUCGCGGCAUCACCCAGCUGAAGCGCGGCAUCUCGGCGAUCGAGGAGGACGAUCACGCGGCCGAGAAGCGGCUCUCCCUCGAGGAGCAGCAGCACCCGGCGGUCGCGAGGCCGCCGCUCACCCGCGGCGACUCCCUGCCCGCCGUCAGCCUCGCCGUCAGCUACGUCCAGGACCGGAACAAGGAGAAGCAUCCGGUGAGAGCGCCCAGCUUCGACACAGCGACCACCUUCAAGGCCAACGGUGCAUACGUCGGGCCAUCUAUACCGUUGGCACCGGGCAACGUCGCGGCCAACGGUGGUGGAUCGCCUCUUCGUCCAAGAACGAGUCCUCCACCGCCGCCGCCGCCGAGCCAGGAAGGCGCCAACGACAAUUCACAGUCGAAUCAUCAUCAGGGCACGGCGAAUGGCCCGUCACCGAUGGCCGCUCUCAUGUCAGUCGCCGACAAUCUGACAUCGCCUGAGCCGGUGCCGCAGCCACCGAAUAAUCCCAGUCCCACCAGCAGAAGUCCGCCGACCACGGCCACGAACGCUCAGCAACGCAGUGCUUCUAGAAGCUCCCAGCACAGCCCGAACAGUUCAAGUUCGUCGGGCAGGCGGUCCAGUAGUUCAAGGCAGGUGUCUUCGACGACUGUGACGACGUCCUCGGAGGGCGCGGUUGCUCAAGCUGCCGGUGUCGAACCGGUCACGGCGCCGACCCUCAAGUGUACUCUGUGCCAGGAGCGCCUGGAGGACACGCACUUCGUGCAGUGCCCCAGCGUGCCGCAUCACAAGUUCUGCUUCCCAUGCAGUCGAGACAGCAUAAAGAGACAGGGUGCCGGCUCGGAGGUUUAUUGUCCGAGCGGCGAGAAAUGCCCGCUGGCGAACAGCCAGGUACCGUGGGCCUUCAUGCAGGGUGAGAUAGCUACCAUCCUGGGCGAGGACACCACGGGCACCGGGCUUAAAGUCAAGAAGGAGAGAGAAACUUAAAGGGCCCUCUUUCAAUGUCGAAUCAGGGCUCAAAUUUUCUGCCCCUCUUUGUACAGAGGGUCUGUUAUUUGGUUGGAACCGUGAAGGGUUUCACCGAACGCUUUUGGUAACGGUGAUAAAGACUCGUUGGCGACACACGGGAGAGCCAACGAACGACUCGAGCCAAAGACGUUGUCUGGUGCGAUACGGAUUCUCAUGAAGUUGACGUCAACGAUAAGGGGGGGUAAUAUGGGAGGGGAGGGCAAAAGAAAGAAUGGAUAGAUAGGGGAUUGGGGAGGGGGGGAGGGGCCAGGGAAAGUGGACGAUUUGAUUUUAUUCGGAGCCGGCAGUUAAUGACGCAGUUUUUGACGAUGUGAUCGGUAUCGUACGGUAUUUUAUCUAUUGUGAUCGGUUCUGAGAAGAAGUCUUUGGCAAAUUGCAUGCUGGCGAUCGAUUGUUUUGCUGCACACAUGUACAUACGGAUUUCGUAGAGGGCGGUUGAAUUAACACGACGACGGAAGCAGCGCAUUAUUUUUCUCGAAUGUAGAGGAGCAGUGCGCGACGUUGGAAUCGCGACGGCAGUGAUGAUGCUGAUGAUAAUUUGUUGUGCCCGGUUGGGUUUGUACUUAGGCUCGAUAUGCCUUUCUUCAUUGUCUCUUGUAUCGCGGGCAUAAUUGCUCGCGUUCUUUUACACACACGUACACAGACAGACAUACACGUGCAUAGACAUCACUUACAUUACAGACACACAUAUACAAACGGAUACAAAGGUACACUAGACACACGUGAGAACACCUACAUUUAACGUACGUACACUUCGAAACGGAAACAUUGACUUGGUAUCGCGAAACGCACGCGACCGUAUUGUACUUUAUUUUUUUGUUUCGCGCGCGUCCAAUCGAACGAUUGGAGUCGUGGAUUUAAAUAAUGACUAACGCGAGAGACAAGUAUCUCGUCUCCAUGGCUAUCGCCGCUCCUUUUUCUGUUCUUUCAUUUGUAUACUCUUUCUACCUAUACUCUUCGCUCGUUGUAUUAUAUAAUAAACAUAUGGCGACAUUCGGACCCAGCGCACGGGUUUUCUGUACAUUGUGUAUAUGUGUACAUACCUACAUUAUUAUAAUAAAGCGUAUAACUAAAAGAAUUUUUAACGUUUUUUAAGUGUACAAAAAUCUAUAUUCGUUUUUGCGUUUUGUCUCAUUAAAUUAUUAUUAUCCUCUGUCUCUUUCUCUCUCUCUGUCUCUAUCUCUCUUCUUUCGUCUCUUUCUCUCUUUGUUCUCGCGAACGAAGUUGUAUUCCGUUAUCUCUCCGAGAGACUUUUUCGGCGCGUCGUGUACCUUAGCUCUUUUCGGUUUCUCGCUCGCGAAGGCAAACGACGUUGCGUUUUAUUUGCGCCCCUUAUGACCGCGCUCGUCCGGUCUACGGGUGGGAAAAUAACGAAGAAAAAAAAAAGUAGAAGAAUCACGUGAGACACGUGAACACAUCGCGCCAUCCAGUCACUCCGCAAAGCGGAUUACGUAAUAUGAUAAUGUCCGACUGUAUAACGUCCACUUUCGCCUUUAGUUUAUGCGCUAGACCUUAAGUCGAGGGCCUUUUGGUUUUUCAUUUUCACCGAUGAAAAAAGCACGCCCGUCAAAAUAGGAACCACAUACUCGCUAUGUCUAAACGAUAAAAAGAAAAGGAGUGAAGGGAAGGGGGGAAGGGGAAAAGGCAGGCAGAGGCACUCGCUGGACGCGCCCGAGGGAGGCAUCUCCUUCCGCGCGACGAUCGAGCUGAUCCUCUCGCGGAAAGUGCUGCCCUUUUUCUCUUGGGCGCGCGCGCGCGGGCGGCUCCUUUUGUAUAUAUUUGUACAAAACAGAUCGGCGCCACGUACACAUAUACACACACGCGCACACACAUAUACACGCAUACACAAUAUACAUAAAAACACACACACACAUACACAAACGAAAGGGGAGCGGUUGUCGGAAGUUGUCGCGGGGAAACGAAGCGCUCGGAAAAAUAGAAGAUUAAAGAGAAAAGAAAGGAGAACACUAGUGUCGUGGACAGAUUCCGCCGAGGCUUCCGCUCGAGAUAUCCUCCGCCUCCGCGUUGACGGCACGCUCCUUCGAUUUAGCGACGAACGAGUGAUAUUUCGAGGCUGAAAGUGCGUCUAAAUUUGUAACGUCGUAUCGCGUACCAUGAAAUUUACACUAACGAUAUACGAUCGCGCAUUCAUUGAUUAAAGCCGAACAAGUAGAAGGGAAGUAGAGAGACACGUAACGCGUUCUGUUUAUGUAUCGACGACAGUUAAGGAAUAAAUCGAUCAAUAACAUCAUAGAUUGUUCAAUGUAUCUUAUGCGUUUCAGUACCGAGAGAGGCGUGCCUUUUGCACUCACGAUCGAACAGUUUAAUUAUAUGAAUAAAUGUCUCUUAACUUUUGUCGACGAGCGUUCGUACGCGUCUCUGUCUCUCUCUCUCUCUCUCUUCAAUUUCUUUCGUUUCUCUCGACGAUACGCGUCAACGUUGCAGGUCUAGACGCGCAAAAUUUCUCUCUUACGCCAGGUUUUCUCGCGCGCUUCGUUUUUCCCUGCGGAUUCGCGCUCUCCUUUUAACGUAUUAAAUCCGUAGUACCGAAUCCUUGUACCGGAGAAAACGAGAGAGAUUCUCUCUCUCUCGACGACGGGCGGCUUGGUCGUCGCGUGCCAUACUAUCCUCCACACUUUCUAUACAUGUAUUCGUUGCAUUCUCUCCCUCUUUAUCUUUUUUUCCUCUCUUUUUCUUUCCGUUUAUCUCUUUCUCUCAGAGUACCGGGAUAAUAAUUCCGCGGGAGGAUGUCCGAGGCCAUGCCUGCUCGGGGGUUCUGUUUCACGGGAAGCGCCGCGUGCUUUGCCGUACGUAACAACUCCGCGAAUUAAUUGCUAAUUAUCGGGAUUGCUCGGCGACGUUACCCUCCGUCUAUCUCCGUUACUGUCGUUGCCGUCAUUAUCGUUAACAGUUGACGCGGGAUGGAUGAUGCGGAAUUGGGGCGCGCCAGGAGUGUAAGACCGUUGCGAGGCGACGCGGCCGGGAUUAUCCGUCGACAUAAUCGACUGGCCUUCCGUCCGAUUGAUUCCCGUCGUCAACGACGAUGACGACGACGUCGACGACCAAGCCGCCCGAGUCGCCCACGUCUCGACUUUUCUUCUCCGCGACGGAGGCGCGGCAUGGAGGGACGCGCGAUAGUCCUUCCCCGAUCGAAAGAAAGCGAAGAAAGAAACUAGGAACUUCUCACGCUCGUAAUCGUAAUUCCGUUCCGUUCGUCUCUCUUUCUCUCUAUCUUCUACCGUUCUUCUUCUUCUUUCCGUUUUUGUUCUCUCUCUCUUUUUUUUUGUUUUCCCCUCCUCGAACGAUUCUCGUAUAGCUAACGCAGAUACACGAAGCCGAAGAGAUAUGACGAAACAAUACGUCGAAUAGCAAUUGUAGUAGUGGAUAAUGAAAAUUUUCUAGUAUACCAUACCUCGAGGAACGCGUAACAUUGUACUGUUUAUCGUAUGUAUGCAACAAGCAAAAAAACAAAAUAUAUGUGUUGAUGUGAAA
Monomorium pharaonis (pharaoh ant) is the source of this 6069-nucleotide messenger RNA. It is a transcript of the gene Pits, whose product is annotated as interferon regulatory factor 2-binding protein 2. Bases 985 to 2535 code for a protein of 516 amino acids. Lineage: Eukaryota; Metazoa; Arthropoda; Insecta; Hymenoptera; Formicidae. The record is from RefSeq and is a predicted model, not a curated record. Gene Ontology annotation, molecular function: transcription corepressor activity. Gene Ontology annotation, biological process: regulation of transcription by RNA polymerase II. The transcript has 5 exons. Gene Ontology annotation, cellular component: nucleus.